Molecule: messenger RNA, 1584 nt
Organism: Harmonia axyridis
Lineage: Eukaryota; Metazoa; Arthropoda; Insecta; Coleoptera; Coccinellidae
Product: spermine oxidase-like
Exons: 5
Coding region: 145-1575 (476 amino acids)
Molecular function (GO): polyamine oxidase activity
Source: RefSeq, a predicted model, not a curated record
AGAAAUGGCAACAUUGUCUCGCGUAUACACAAGGUCAUAUCUUGGUACCUUCUCCCGAGCCUACUCCAAAAUAUAUCUGAUUGAUAAAAAUUAUUUAAAGAGUUAGUGAUCCGAAAAAAAGUUCUGAUAAAUUUUCAUGCCAGAAUGAACUCGAUAAAAAAUACUAAACAAAAACAGGUAGAAGAUGUUAUCAUUGUAGGAGCUGGAGCAGCAGGAAUUGCAGCUCUCUCCAAAUUGCUUGAUUAUGGAAUUGAAAACGUGAAAAUUUUGGAAGCUGAAAAUAGAAUUGGCGGUAGAGUACACAGUAUCUACUUUGGUGAUGCGUACGUCGAUUUGGGUGCAGAAGAAGUUCAUGGAGAAAACGGCAAUAUCAUUGUAGAAUUGGCAAAACAAUUUCUCAAUGAGAAAAAAUCUCUCACAGAAAGUAUUUGUUACUGUUCGAAAGGAAAUAAAGUCGAUAAGGAUGUUAGUGAACAAAUUAUGAAACUUAUAGAAGAUUUUUGUGAAGAUGACAGUAAAGUUGAUAAAUCUAUUGGACAUGUUUUCACUGAAAGAUUUAGUGAAACAAUAUUGAAAAAGUAUGAGAAUGAUCCAAGUAAAAUCAAGAUUGCUACCAGUUUUCUGCCUCUCUGUGAAUCUUUCUUCUCCAUACUGGAAGGCCCAUAUUCUUGGUUUGACGUAAUCUUAGAAUCAGCCUCGAACUAUGUUGAUUGCAAAGGUGACCAAUUCAUAGGAUGGAAUGGAUAUGGUUGUAAAACAAUUUUAGAGAUAAUAAUGGGAAAAAAUCCAAAGCGUGAUGAUUCGAUAGAUGAAGAAAUUCAUUAUGGAAAUAAAAUUUCACUAGGAAAAGUCGUUAAAAAGAUUUCAUGGAAUAGAGGAUCAACGGUCAGAAUAGAAUGUGAUGAUGGUUCAAGUUAUUUCACAAAGUAUGUUAUCUUUACGCCUUCUGUUGGUGUGCUACGAGAAAAACAUAAGGAAAUUUUUGAACCAUGUUUACCAGAAAAGAAGCAACAUGUUCUUCAGAAAAUCGGAUAUUCCAAUGUGAUGAAAGUUGCUCUACGAUUCAAAAAUAAAUGGUGGAACGAAGUACCCAUGGCUCUGCUAUGGACUGAAGAUCAUUCUGAAGAUAUUGGAAACUCCUGGUUAAAAUCGAUACAUUGGUUAAUGGGAGCUCCUGAGAACCCCAACGUUCUUGUAGCUUGGCUAACUGGACCGGAAACGACUUCUGUAGAGAAACUGAGCAAUGAUGAAAUCAAAAAUGGAAUCAUGAAGGUUCUUGAUAAGUUCCUUGCUAACGACUUCGAAAUUUCUGAGCCUGUAGAAAUCAUUCCAACAAGAUGGCAUUCCAAUCCGAACUUCCGUGGAACAUAUUCCUAUGAAACUUUGGAAACUUGCAAGUUAGAAAUUCCAUUCCAAAAAACGCUGGAAGAACCACUUAGAAACGAAGAAGGGCAUCCUAUUGUACUUUUUGCUGGUGAAGCUACUCACCUUACUCAAUAUUCAACUGUCAAUGGAGCUAUUUUAUCUGGGUACAGAGAGGCUGAAAGAAUCGUUGGAAUUCGAAAUAAAAAUUGAUAACAAUUA